AUGUUUCCUUUCGAUGUGACCGCCAUGCCCACGCUGCCAACGCGCAAGGGUCUGUUGGUGAUCGACUUCAACAACGAUUUCAUGUCUGCCGACGGCGCCCUACCAGUCACAAACGGCAACGAACUGGUCACGCGUACCCUGGAGCUGGUUGAGGCCUUUCGCAAAGUCGGCGACAUUAUCUGGGUGCGCAGCGAAUUCGACACGUAUCGCCUUGCCUCGGGGGAACAGAUCUGGGCUACAGACACAAUCCCAAAGCCGAAGAUUCUCGAGUCCCGUGCUAGAAGAAGGAUCGGAGGCACAUCUAAGCAAGCGCCUGAAGAGACUUUCGAUGCCGACCCGGAGGCUUUCCUUAGCCAGCCUGGACCCAAAGUCGUUCGUCCUGGCACGCCUGGUGCCGAUUACCCCACCGCCGUCAAGGAAGCUAUCGGCAAGAGGGAUAUCAACUUGACCAAGUCACAUUACUCGGUCUUUUCCUCUGGCCAGCUGAUCCAAAUGAUGCGCGUCAAGUUCGUCCACGAGCUUUACAUUUGCGGAUCACUCACCAAUAUUGGCGUCCACGCCUCAGCAAUGGAUGCCGCCACGUUCGGCUACUCUAUCACCUUGGUCGAAGACUGCUGUGGUUUCCGCUCCGACGUGCGUCAUAACGCUUCUUUAAGCAAGCUCCUCGAAGUAACGGGCUGCGAGGUGAUGGAUAGUGAGGCUGUCAUAAAAAAAAUAAAGCCCAAAUCCGAGUCAAAGCCGGCGGCCCCGUCAUCACCCGUCGUGCCCAAGAGAAUUGCGGAAGCCAGUGGUGGUAAAACGCCGCCAUCGGCUGAUUCAUACAAGACGAAACUAGAAGAGCAGUUGGCCAAUCUUUCUAUCAAAAAUUCAAAGUCCUCGGCAAGCAAGCCUCCCAUCUCACGCCCACGUCGAGACUUGUCAGGUCCGGGCUGUGCAACCGCCUCCGAUGUUUUGGAGGUUGAUGAGGACGCUGGCUCAAAAGCAUCUUCCACGUCCGACAUCGAACUGGAGCCAGACUCGAGCCCGGAGUUGAAGCCAGAACCAGCCAAGAAGCCCGCUGCCAUGGACGACAUAAUCGAGGUCGAUGACUCGCCCCACGCUACCGAACCUCUGUGCGAGGGUGACACCCUCGUCAUUCACAACAUCCUUCCUUCUACCUUGGCCCGGGGAAUCUUUGAGAAGGUGAGAGACGAGGUCUCCUGGCAAAGAAUGUCCCACCAGGGCGGCGAGGUCCCUCGACUGGUCGCGGUCCAAGGCGAGGUAGCCGACGACGGAAGCAUGCCCGUAUACCGGCAUCCGUCAGACGAAUCACCUCCCCUCUUCCCCUUCACUCCCACAGUACAGAAAAUCAAGGCAGAGGUCGAAAAGGAGCUCGGGCACCCGCUGAAUCACGUCUUGAUUCAGUUCUACCGCAGCGGCACCGACUACAUCUCCGAGCACAGCGACAAGACCCUGGAUAUUGUCAAGGGAUCGUACAUUGCCAACGUCAGCUUGGGUGCGGAGCGCACAAUGGUGUUCAGGACCAAGAGGCGGGACAAGGACCCGUUCGGCCCCGCAACAUCAUCGGGCGAGGCCUCUCUGCAGCGACAAGCUUGUCGCGCAAAGCUGCCACACAACUCACUCUGCCGCCUAGGCCUGGCGACGAACGGUCGAUGGCUGCACGCCAUUCGCCAGGACAAGAGGAUGGACCGAGACAAGACGCCUCCCGAAUUGGCUUUCGACGGGGGACGCAUCUCCCUCACCUUUAGACAGAUUGGUACCUUUUUGGACCGAGAUAGCACCCUAAUUUGGGGCCAAGGAGCCACCAGCAAGACCAGAGAGACGGCUCAGGCGGUCAUCAACGGUCAGUGUCCACAGGCUGUAGACAUGGUCCACGCCUUUGGCACCGAGAAUCACUCGUCCGACUUCGACUGGGACAAGUAUUAUGGCAAGGGCUUCGACGUUCUGCACUUGAGCACUUCUCCGCGCCUCUGCGCCUCGGCCGAUCCCGUCAUCAACAUGCGCAUCGCCCUCAUGUUAGCCGAGUACGGCAUCUCGUACGGCAAAGGGAGCAUUUCGCCUUCCUUCAACUGGAAGGAUAGCAAUGCCGGCAGCAAGGACACGACGGCUGUUUCUGCAUCGCUGCCCAUUCGUUUCGUCGACAAUGACGUAGCAAAAUCCACGGUUCAGGGCGAGCUGGCCAUUAUGCUCUAUCUCGAUUCAGUGCACGGGCCCGGAAAGAAGGGAGCGGCAGACAGAGCGCAAGCCGAUGUUGCGAGAACCCUUACACGUUUCCAGGAUGGUCUUGCGCUACUCAACAAGUGGCGGGGGCUCGAGAAGGACAGCAAGUCAGGGAAAGCCGACCUCGCACCCUUGAAGAGAGAGCUCGCCACCUGGGAGGGAUACGCAGGCGAGGCCGACUUCAUUGCAGGCUCGAGCAUGUCGCUAGCCGACUUUGCCGAUGCCACCACUGAAACUCUAGAAGCGACCAAGAAGCUGAAGGUGUACUACGAGAGAAUCAGGUCCACAGAGUCUGCCACCAAGGUUCUUGAUGCAGCCCAACCUGAUGCCGCUGAGACGGUCUCGGCGGAUCCAAAGACUGAAGACGUGAUUGAGGCAUCGAAGCCGAGCGAGAGUCCCUCAGGCAAGAAGUCGCAGAAAGACUGA
Molecule: messenger RNA, 2646 nt
Organism: Colletotrichum acutatum
Lineage: Eukaryota; Fungi; Ascomycota; Sordariomycetes; Glomerellales; Glomerellaceae
Exons: 3
Coding region: 1-2646 (881 amino acids)
Biological process (GO): DNA repair; DNA alkylation repair
Cellular component (GO): nucleus
Molecular function (GO): dioxygenase activity
Source: RefSeq, a predicted model, not a curated record